AUGUUAUUUCUCAGCAAAAUCAAAGGCCACUAUAACACACACACACACACACACACCGUGAAUCAGGGAAGAGAGGGACUUGUGCCGCGAGGAAGAAGAAGGGAGGAGGAAGCCGCGCUAUCGUUCCGCCCCGGCUCGACAACCAGUCAUGGCACCGCCACCACGUCCAGCUGCCGUCGUGCCGCCACCUCUAGACGCCGUUGCCGCCACCGUUUGCAAAUAGGGAAGAGAGAGCUCGUGGGUGAGAGAGGGAGUGUCGCGCCAGGCACUGCCUCUGCGCCGCCGUCGUUGACGAGCUCAGCCGCCUCGCCAUUGUUGUCAGCGGGGGUUUUGUCACUGGUGAGGAAAAGACGCCGUCGCGUUGGUUGUUGUUAUCAAGAGAGAAGCUGUCAGGUCGCACAGAGAGAAAGAGAGAGAGAAAGAGAGAUCACGAGGAGCAGAGGAGUGAAGGGAGACCCGCGCCCAGCCACCGCCACUUUUGCCGCCAAGGUACGCUGCCGCCAUCGUCGGAAACACUGCCGUCGUCGUCACUGGAGCUGCGGCUGCUUCACUCUUGAUUUCAUUUGUGCAGUUGCGAGGGAAAAGGGGGUUGUGACGUGUUUGAGAUUUUUUAGUUUCGACAAUCAAGGUAAUUUCUGGCUGAAAUUGAGGGACUUGAGCAAAACUCUGAAAGAAGGCUGACAAAAGGACUGCUGAUGCUGUUGGAAUCUGACCUCCCUGCACUCGAAAUGAAUUUUCUGGAGCUACAGAAAUUCAAAUGGCGCGCUCUCAACGACGUUGGAAAGUAGACAUCCAGAGCUUUCCAGCAAUAUAUAAUAAUCCAUACUUUAUUCGGGAAUUGACGACGUAAAGUGGCGCUCAACGCCAAGUACAUGCUGCUGUCUGGAGUUAAACGCCAGAAAUACGUCAUAACCCGGAGUUGAAUGCCAGAAACAUGCUAUAACUCGGCGUUCAACUCCAAGAAAAGCCUCAGCUCGUGGAUAGAUCAAGCUCAGCCCAAGCAUACACCAAGUGGGCCCCGGAAGUGGAUUUAUGCAACAAUUACUUACUCAUGUAAACCCUAGUAGCUAGUCUAGUAUAUAUAGGACAUUUAACUAUUGUAUUAGAUAUCUUUUGAUCACUUUAAAUCUAAGGAACAUUUGGGGGCGCAUAGUCCUUAGACCAUGGGGGCUGGCCAUUCGGCCAUGCCUGAACCUUUCACUUAUAUAUUUUCAACAGUGGAGUUUCUGCACACCAUAGAUUAAGGGUGUGGAGCUCUGCUGUACCUCAAGUUUCAAUACAAUUACUAUUACUUUA
Molecule: messenger RNA, 1296 nt
Organism: Arachis stenosperma
Lineage: Eukaryota; Viridiplantae; Streptophyta; Magnoliopsida; Fabales; Fabaceae
Exons: 5
Coding region: 1-681 (226 amino acids)
Source: RefSeq, a predicted model, not a curated record